This is a messenger RNA of Aspergillus ruber CBS 135680, 943 nucleotides long. RefSeq names its product oxidoreductase, short-chain dehydrogenase/reductase family. Bases 39 to 932 code for a protein of 297 amino acids. NCBI's taxonomy places the organism in Eukaryota, Fungi, Ascomycota, Eurotiomycetes, Eurotiales, Aspergillaceae. Gene Ontology annotation, molecular function: oxidoreductase activity. The record is from RefSeq and is a predicted model, not a curated record. The transcript is spliced from 7 exons.
CAGAUCCCCAAAAGUAUAAUUUGAGACAUCGACUAAAGAUGGCAUCUCCAAUGAGCGAAGGUGGAGUCUUCAAGGCGCCUCAAGCUGCGCAAAGUCAACCGAAGCCAGGGCUGGAAAGCCACAUGGCACCGCCCAGCGAAUCGACCAAAUUGGAGUCUAGCGAGGGACUGGUUGAAUAUGUUGGUUCCGGGAAAUUGAAAGAUAAGAAGGUUUUGAUCACUGGUGGAGACUCAGGAAUCGGUCGAUCAGUUGCCAUUCUCAUGGCGCGAGAGGGUGCCGAUAUCACCAUCGUCCACCUGCCACAGGAACAGCAAGACGCGGAAAACACAAAACAGAUGGUGGAAAAGGAGAAAAGGUCUUGUCUCCUCUUCAGCGGAGACUUGGUCAAGCGCGAAACGUGCUAUAAAGCUGUUGAGGAGCAUGUUAAGAAAUUUGGGAGAAUUAAUGUCCUCGUCAACAAUGCCUCAAAGCAAUAUAUAUGCAAGGACUUUGUCGACAUCGAUUUAGACAAGGUCGAAGACAUAUUCCAUACCAACAUUUUCCAAAUGUUUGCUCUAACUAAAUAUGCCCUUCCACACAUGACCAGGGGCGAUAGUAUUAUAAACUGCACUUCUGUCGUGACCUUCCGAGGGUCCAGCAGUAUGGUCGACUAUGCUUCGUCUAAAGGCGCCAUCGUUGGCUUUACCAGGUCACUUGCGCUCCAGCUGGUUCCAAAAGGAAUUCGCGUGAAUGCUGUCGCCCCCGGUGCCAUAUAUACCCCCAUUCAGGUCGAUACUCGGAGCUCUGAACAGAUGAGUGGAUGGGGCUCGAAGGCCUCCCUCGGACGUCCUGGAGAGCCGAGUGAAGUGGCUACAAGCUUUGUCUUCUUGGCUAGUCCAGAUUCGUCAUUUUAUUACGGACAAGUAUUGCACUGUUACCCAUUGGGCGAUUAGAGAAGCGCCAC